This is a messenger RNA of Eruca vesicaria subsp. sativa (arugula), 714 nucleotides long. The record is from the annotation of a GenBank genome assembly. Lineage: Eukaryota; Viridiplantae; Streptophyta; Magnoliopsida; Brassicales; Brassicaceae.
AUGGCGCCGAGAUGGAAAUGGAAAGGUGCUGAAGCCAAAGCUCUUGCGGAGCCCAUUGCAAACUCAGUCUCAGAGCUUCAACUCUCUCUAGCCAAAACAGAGUCCUCUGGUUCCCUCUCUAGUUGCAAUGUCCUUCUAGCGGUUGAGCCAGAGCAAGCUGAGCUACUCGACCGCUGUUGUUUUGGCAGACUCGUCCUAUCCGCUGAGAAAGGCAAGAAAUGGAUUCAGUUAUCCUUUGAAGAAGCUUUCUAUUUGCUCUACAAUCUCAAAUGCAUCAAAAUAUAUCUUCAAGGCCGUUGCUUGGAGAAGGAAGUGGACACAUGGAUGUACAUGAGAUCAAAAAGACCAAAGUUCCCAAUAUUUUUCAAGGCUUAUUCACAUUUACGGUCCAAGAACUGGGUCUUGAGGUCAGGGUUGCAGUUCGGUGUGGAUUUCGUGGUGUACCGUCACCAUCCUUCUCUUGUCCACUCUGAAUACUCUGUGUUGGUUCAGUCUGGUGACAGUAACCGGUUAAGAGCGUGGUCAGAUGUCCAUUGUGCUGUUCGGUUAAGCGGGAGUGUUGCGAAAACGUUAUUGACUCUCCAUGUGAGUGGUAACUCUAACAAAGAGGAUUUGAAUCUACCUUUGUGUUUGGAGAACUACACAGUGGAAGAGCAUACUAUUUGUAGAUGGAGCCCAGAACUCAGCCGUGAAGAUGAAAUCAUGAAACCAUAA